AUGUACACAACUCUGCAGGAAUUGAAAACGUUUGAGGAGCCAUUGGGCGUCCGCAGAGCGGACGGCACUAUCGAGUCCAUGCCUGGUGGACUCGGCCAGGGCAAUUGGCUCGAGCGACGCCAGAGAACAAUUGAGUUCAAGGAAGAAGAGCCUACGGCCCUUAUUGUCGGAGCUGGCCAGGCAGGUCUCAACAUGGGCGCUCGGCUCAAUUCUCUCGGGAUAUCGCAUCUCAUCGUCGACCGGAACGAACGUAUCGGAGAUAAUUGGCGGAAGCGCUAUAGGACCCUCGUAACCCAUGACCCUGCAGAAUUCACCCACAUGGCAUACCUUCCCUUCCCGAAGAAUUGGCCGCAAUUCACCCCCAAGGACAAACUCGCCGACUGGUUCGAGGCUUAUGCUUUGAUCAUGGAACUGAAUGUUUGGCUUCAGACCUCUAUCAAAUCUGCUGACUACGAUGAUGCUCAGAAGCAGUGGACUGUGGUGGUCGUCCGCGGCGAUGGGAGCGAGCGCACGCUGCACCCACGCCACCUGAUCUGGUGCACGGGGCACUCGGGCGAGCCCUUGGUUCCUAGCUUCCCCAAUCAGUCGCAAUUUAAGGGCACAGUAUACCACGGCAGCCAGCACAGCGAUGCAUCCCACUACGACGUAGCAGGCAAAAGGGUCGUCGUGGUCGGUACUGGAAACAGCGGUCAUGAUAUUGCGCAAAACUAUUGCGAGAACGGUGCGCAGGUGACUAUGUUACAACGACGCGGGACCUAUGUCAUUACCGUGGAGAAGGGUAUCUUUAUGAUGCAUGAGGGUCAACACGAAGAUCACGGACCUCCUACCGAAGAGGCCGACCUGCUUCACGAAUGUCUACCAUUUGCUGUCCAAUUUGCCUUGGGGGAGCAUUUCACCAAGCGCGUGGCACACGCCGAGCAAGAUCUUCUCAGUGGCCUUGAAAAGGCUGGUUUCGCACUGGACUUUGGCGUCAACGGUGCUGGUCUUGGCCGUGCGUAUAUGACUCGCGGCGGCGGAUACUACAUUGAUGUCGGCUGCAGCCCGCUCAUCGCGUCGGGAAAGAUCAAGGUCAAGCGUAGCCCGGAGGGAAUCUCUCAUUUCACGGAAUCCGGUCUUAUUUUGAAGGACGGGUCAGCCUUGCCGGCCGACGUCGUUGUCCUCGCCACUGGUUACGACAACAUGCGCACGACGGUACGGAAAGUUCUGGGUGACCGUGUUGCGGACCGAUGUCGCGAUGUCUGGGAUCUCGAUGAGGAGGGAGAAAUUAAUGCCAUGUGGCGCCCCAGCGGCCAUCCUGGAUUCUGGUAUAUGGGCGGAAACCUCGCCUUGUGCCGGAUCUACUCUAAGUUCCUGGCUUUGCAGAUCAAGGCUAUUGAAGCUGGCUUGGUGAGUGAGGGUGAGCAGGUACAGGCUCAGGCGAAAUUGUGA
Molecule: messenger RNA, 1428 nt
Organism: Aspergillus niger
Lineage: Eukaryota; Fungi; Ascomycota; Eurotiomycetes; Eurotiales; Aspergillaceae
Exons: 5
Coding region: 1-1428 (475 amino acids)
Molecular function (GO): N,N-dimethylaniline monooxygenase activity; flavin adenine dinucleotide binding; NADP binding
Source: RefSeq, a predicted model, not a curated record